Messenger RNA from Drosophila arizonae, 812 nucleotides. RefSeq names its product cuticle protein-like. Gene Ontology annotation, cellular component: extracellular matrix. Lineage: Eukaryota; Metazoa; Arthropoda; Insecta; Diptera; Drosophilidae. The record is from RefSeq and is a predicted model, not a curated record.
GCCCAGAAAUGUAUCAUUCGCAAAUCAAGUUCACUUCUGUAAAGAACUCAACCAACUCCCAAAACAGCAACAUGGCAUUCAAGUUUGUUUUCGCACUCGCCUUCGUCGCGGUGGCCAGCGCUGGCUACGUGCCCGCUGCUCCAGUUGCCACCUACGGCGCCCCCGUGGCUGUGGCCCAGAAGGUGGUGGUCAAGUCCGACGAGACCUACGAUCCCCAUCCCCAGUACCGUUUCUCGUACGGCGUCGACGAUAAGCUGACUGGCGACUCCAAGGGCCAGGUGGAGGAGCGCGAYGGCGAUGUGGUCCGCGGCGAGUACUCGCUGGUGGAUGCCGAUGGCUACAAGCGCACCGUCCAGUACACCGCCGAUCCCAUCAACGGCUUCAACGCUGUGGUCAACCGCGAACCCCUCGUCAAGGCCGUCGCCGCCGCCCCAGUUGCCCACUAUGCUGCCCCUGCUGUCGUCAAGACUGUCGCCCCCGCUUACCACACCUAUGCUGCUCCUGCUGUAGUCAAGACUGUUGCUCCCGCUUACUCCACCUAUGCUGCUCCAGCUACCCACUAUGCUGCUCCAGCUGUCCACUAUGCUGCUCCAGCUGUCCACUAUGCGUCUCCUGCUGUGGUCAAGACCGUCGCUCCAGUUGCUCACUAUGCUGCACCUGCGGCCCACUACGCCACUUACUCCUCUCCAGCCGUCGCCUACCAUCACUAAUGAAGUGAUGAAGUUUUCUUAAAACUCAUAAUUAGAAUCGUUGCUCAUAUUACUGUAUAUUUAUUUAUUGGCAUCAAUAAAAUAAUGCAUACAUGAAUAUAA